Molecule: messenger RNA, 3941 nt
Organism: Homalodisca vitripennis (glassy-winged sharpshooter)
Lineage: Eukaryota; Metazoa; Arthropoda; Insecta; Hemiptera; Cicadellidae
Exons: 1
Coding region: 352-1710 (452 amino acids)
Source: RefSeq, a predicted model, not a curated record
GUGGUUAAUCUAGACUGUUGUUACUAAUCUGUAGCCUUUGGUGUAACCAAUACAGCUAUAGUCUUUGGUUAAUUGUGUCAGCUGAUUGUUAUAAUUGGACUGGUAAACUUGAAGAGCAGGAGACGACCGAUUAAAAAUUGUAGUCGUUUCUUGUUGUUUUAGGUUAGGAUGUUUCAGUGAGAGUGAAGUGAACUAUAUUUUUGUUGUGAGGAGCGGUGUGGGGGUUUUGUAAGAAAAAUAACUCUAUUUUGGGUUAUGUUCUCAUUUUGCAUGUUUUGUUAUAAUUUGAAAUAUUUUCGUUAUACGCAAGUUGCAUAUUAUUCAUGACGCCUUAACGUAAGAUUCUGUGAAAUGUUAGUGUCUUUCAGGACUAUUUUCAAAAUGAGGAAGUAUCAUCAGUUACUUUUGUUUAUAAUAACCGUAGUGAGUUUGUCAACACUGCUAAUGUAUCGUCGAGAAUAUUUGAAACUAAGAUACGUUUUAGAAGUUUUGAACUAUUUUGGAAGCCCUCAAGGGGGUGGAGAAGAUUGUCUAGUUUUGAACGACACAUAUAUGGAAAAAGAGAGAAAUAAACAUUUAUUUUCACAACCUCAGUCCUCUUGGAUUAGAGUAUCACAACAUUUUGUAUUCUCAGCUUUUUGGGAAACAGAAGGAGAUAGGUUACAUGUCAGAGCUCUUGCUGUGGGGCCACCUUCCGCGUUUACAAAUUAUGAAUGCCACAUAUGGUAUGAUGAAGGUGAUUACCUAAGUUCUGUGAUGGGUAAAUUUGGUUACUCUUUGAGAAAUAUUCCCAAAUUUUACAAUGAAACCAAGGAACGACAAACCAUCAAUAUUUAUGAGCUAUUUUGUGAACCAGUUGAAACACAGUCUAAGGGUGCUCCAUAUGGAUUGGUUUUGAUUCACAAGACAGAUACCACUCGUAUAAAAACAUUCAUAGCAAUAUUCAAAGCUGAAAUUAGUGCACAAAAUAGGCAGGGAAAAGUUGCUGUUUGUGUUCGAGCGGAUGUGUCUGGUGCUUCAAAAUCUAGUAUAGUAGAAUUUAUAAGUUAUCACCAGGCUGUAGGUGUAACUGAUUUUAUAGUGUAUGAAAAUGGGUUACAGUAUAGAAUAUUGUCGGUGUUGGAAUCUUUAACAGGACUAAAAGGGUUUAGUGAAUCAAUUGAAACUCUCCAUUGGAACUUUCCCUACAGUGAUCUUGAUGCAGAAACAACUGUACUUGAAAUGGAUUGUAUUGCAAGGACUUCAGGGCGGGUUGAAACUGUUGCAGUUUUAGAGUGGGAUGAAUACUUGGUUCCAAAAUUGCACCAUUCAAUUACGGAAAUGCUUCAAGAAGCUUCACCUAGCAAGAGAAUCCCUGUACAAUUUGAAUUAGAAUCAUUUAUUUGCUGUACAGAUCUUAAGGAUGAUAAAAGAGCAGAAAAAUCAUGGCCUGUUGCUAUGAGAAAGACUCAACUGAUGAGUAUUAAAGUUAAGAGACAAUUAAUAAUAGAGUAUCCUGUGGUUGGAAUUGAACCCAGUAAACUUAAACUUCCAUCAACCACAGGUGCAAUUCUUAUAUAUAGACCGUGCAGUGGUAUAAAAACUGUAACUAAAUAUGAUCCAAUAAUGGCUAGGUAUUUAGGAAGCAUGAUUACCAGCAAGCUGUUCAAAUUGUGGAAAUCAGGUUCUCUCUUAACGGAGAAUCAUGACAAACAUUUGAAUAUAAAUUAAAGUUUUAAAAGUAAGAGGUAAAAAGCAUUGGCCUAAAUUAAAGGUUGUAGUACUUGUUUUAUGUUGAGUUUUUGUUGUCUAUUUUAAGUAUGAAAGAUUGUAGUUCUAUUCUAAAUCAACACAUUUUGGAGUUCUGUUGGAUCUAAUGUGUAAUGAAAGCACAAAUUUUUACCCAUUAUAAGUUAACUGUAGUAGGCUUCUUAUAUUUAAUAAUGUUCUAAUCAUAUUUUUAUGUGCAUGUAAUAUCACUGUUAACAAAUGUGUAGGUCACAUAGACUAGGUAUUUAAAAUAUGCACUGUUCUCUCAAAAUUGAGUUAAAUAUAGCCUAACUUGAACGUAUAUUGCACAUUUUGGCUCUUGUGUGCUUGUUUUAAUUUUAACUUCACUUUUAAUUUGGAGAUUAUAUAUAAUAACAACUAUAUGAAGUAGUGCCAGCUACAAGAAAAUGGGUUAAUCUUUGUGAUAUUCUGGGAUCCUAUGUUUAACCCUUUCGAUCCCAACAUUUUUUUGUAUGUAUUUGACUGAAUCCCCACUACCUGCCGCUGAGUUGUUUGCUUGACUCCCAACCAUAUUUCACUAAAAAUGUGAGUUUUCUAAAAAUUACCUGGAAUUAUUGCCCAAUAAAGUCCAGUCUAUUACUCUAAAUUUAUUAUAUUAAACUAAAUUUUCUAAUCAUGCACAAAACUUCUUUAUGAGAAAAAAUUUUGCUCACGUUGUGCAUUGUCGAAAAAUCACAUUAAGAGUACCGAAAGUUAUAAUUUUGUAGACCAGCUCAUUAAGAGCAUAUACUCUAAUAUAUAAGGAAUAUCUGAACAUCUUAAAAUAGGAUGUCGGAAUCAUACACAAAUAUAUACCUCGUUCCAAAAAUUGGACAUUGAGAUCAUAUGCAAAUUACGAUUCAUCCUAAAAAUAGAAUGUUAGGAUCAAUAGGGUUAACUUAUUUAUUAAGUAGGAAAAUCAUUAAUUAAUAAUCUACAUAAUAUCUCCUGUUAGUCUAUGUAAUACAUAAGCUGAAAAUUAUCAAACACCAAAACCAUUCAUCCAUUCACAUGUUAUGUGAUCAAUUCAAGUUAUGUGACUUAUAAUUCAUUUUGAUUACAUAUGCAAUUUGCAAUUUAAAUUACAUAUUUAGCAUUACUAUACAAGCACUUCAAAUCAAUAAAGAUAUGUGAAUCACAGACCAAGAUAUUUUAUAAAUACACACAUGACUUACUUGGUAACAAAUUUAUUUAUCUUCUACAGGCCUAUUUAACAAUGUACCUAUUUCACACCAAGGUACACCACCACUUUCUUGCAAUUCUGUUGAUCCGAAUACUUUAAAAUUACAUGAAAUAAUUCAAUAUUACCUUUGGUACACGAGAAUAGCUUUGUUAUGUAGUUGUUGCAUUACAUAAUAUUUAUUUUUAUCAAAAGUAUUUUGCAUAUUGUAUGUUUUGUUACUAGCAUAGAAGACCAUGUGCAUAUGCCCUCAAUAUAAGCCCAAUUAUAUAUAAUGCCUAGAUACAUUGCAAGGUAAUAUCUUAAAUUUCGUGUGCAUGUUGAAAAACAACCUAGUAACAAAGCAUUUGGGUUAAUCAGAGUGGAAGUAUAGUAGCUCAGACAGGUGUAAUUUGAACAUGGUUUUCAACUUAUUAAAAUGCUAAAGUAAAUACAGCUGACCUAACAUGAUAUUUGACAACAAUCAGCUGUAAGAAUAAUUUGAUCUGUUUUGGGGGUAAACUAUAUUGAUUUAGUGCAAGAGAACAACAUUACUGUGUCAAUAAUUCCAGUUAGUCAAAUAAUGUUAUUUAAAUUUAAGACUCAGAAUGUUAUUAAUUUGGAAAAAGUUAUUGUAAAAUUAAGGUCUCUUAAAUUAGUAAAAAAAUUUUAAUGUAUAAGAAAUAAGUUAACCUGCAUGUAUUUUGUUGUAAAAACUUUGUUUUAUUUCACGUUUACCAAAUCUACUACAACCUAAAACAAUUAAUGUAAUUGAACUCUUACUUUUAAAACAUCUAAAUAUCACUUAGGUAUUGUUUUUAUUUUUUUACUAAACACCAUAGGUAUAAUAAUUAAGUUUAAAACUUAAGAUAUUUUAGUUUUACUGAUUUAGAGAGAUUCAGUGUUUCAUAUCAAAUUAUUUUUUAGUGUUAUCUCAAUUAGUAUUAUUUGUGUCAAUAGCCUAAAUAUGUGAUUUAGAAGACUUGAGAAAAUCGUGUAUAUAUUUUGUAAAAUAUACCGUAGUUAAAGUUUA